Mesorhabditis spiculigera is the source of this 1209-nucleotide messenger RNA. The record is from the annotation of a GenBank genome assembly. Lineage: Eukaryota; Metazoa; Nematoda; Chromadorea; Rhabditida; Rhabditidae.
AUGAAAGGAAACUUCUUGACGCUAAAGUGCAAGAAUUUCAUGAUAUGCGUCUUCAGGGUUGCGGAUUUUGAGGAGUGCUCUGGCGUGAGGGACGAUAGAAACUCGAGUAAUCUGAACGGCUUCUCCCUCGACUACCCGUUCUUCUACCGCGCCCCGUUUACCGUGCUCGACGACGGCUGGAACGCGUUCGACGUGGAGACGGAAUUCUCGCGAAUCUCGCUUUGCGCCCCCGAGCUCUACCGGAUAUCCGAGGUCAACAAGGAUUUUAAGGUACUGGCAACUGAGGGUGCUCUUAAUUCUCACUCCCAAUGGCGUUAUUUCAACUGUGCCUCGCCCAGGAUCAAGGAUUUACACGAUUCGCUGGCAAAAAUGGUUGAUAUAUGCCUGGACCGGUCGGUCUCGUCGGACCGCUGGAUGUCGAAGAUCGGGUCGGCCGGCUGGCUAUCCUCAGUGGCCGACUACCUGAACGCGGCGGCGAACGUGGCGCAAUGCGUGGCCUGCGAAGGUAGUUCAGAAGUCCCGGUGGUGGUCCACGGCGGCGAGGGCGUCGAUUCGACGCUUUUCGUCACGGCAUUGGCACAGAUUCUGCUCGAUCCGGACGCGAGAACGAUUAGAGGGUUCGAGUCGGUGAUCGAGCGCGAGUGGAUCUCUGGAGGACAUCCGUUUGGGUUGCGGAAUGCUCACUCGGCGUUCGCAGAGGGUGCCAUCACAGGCCCGUACGAAUCGCCCGUCUUCCUGGCCUUCCUGGAUUGUGUGUGGCAGAUGUGCGCCCAGUUCCCGCACUCGUUCGAGUUCACCGAGAAUUUCCUGCUCGACCUCUUCGAGCACUCGUACGCCUCAGAGUUUGGCUCGUUUCUGGGGAACAACGAGAUGGAGAAGUUCAAGCACAACGUGAAGAAGCACACCGUCUCCCUCUGGUCCUACGUCAACAACCCGGAAAUUCUGAAGGGCUACGUGAACACACUGUACGAGCCGAACGAGUCGGUGCUGUGGCCCAGCGUGUCGCCGCAGAGCAUUCAAAUCUGGGAGCGCCUCUUCCUACGCUGGCAACGCGACUGGAGCGAGGUCAACGCAAUUCGCGAGGCUGCGGCCCAAUGGCGCCUGAAGGAGCGCCAGCUGGAGAGCAAGGCACUGUCAUUACGAAGGCAACUCAUCGAGCUGACCCGCGAAGCUCAUCUGGCCAACGGCGUCGCCGCCGUCCAAUUGGGC